Messenger RNA from Synchiropus splendidus (mandarinfish), 2482 nucleotides. It is a transcript of the gene foxa3, whose product is annotated as forkhead box A3. Gene Ontology annotation, molecular function: protein domain specific binding; RNA polymerase II cis-regulatory region sequence-specific DNA binding; transcription factor binding. NCBI's taxonomy places the organism in Eukaryota, Metazoa, Chordata, Actinopteri, Syngnathiformes, Callionymidae. The transcript is spliced from 2 exons. Gene Ontology annotation, biological process: cell differentiation; regulation of transcription by RNA polymerase II; anatomical structure morphogenesis. The coding region runs from base 209 to 1564 and encodes 451 amino acids. The record is from RefSeq and is a predicted model, not a curated record.
GUCAGACACACGUCGCCGCGGUCUCCCAACUGUCCUGAGAAACAUCUGUUCAGAGAAAAGUCGUGAAACUAUGGAGGAGUGACGGGGGGCCCCUGUAGAAUCACCCGGAGAGCUGCGCCCACGGAUUUUAUAUUUAUUCUCCGCCUUCCGUUUUGAAGAAAAGUCGUCGCGGAUCGACCAGACUUCUCCUGCAGAACUUUAGUUGGGGAUGUUGAGCUCAGUGAAGAUGGAAACCCACGAUCUACCUGAGUGGAAUACUUUCUACAGCGAGGCCAGCGAGAUGUAUUCCUCUCCCAGCACUAUGAACUCGAGUUUGGGCUACAUCAACCUGAACCCAGCCACGGCGUCUCCUGCGGGCAUGAACAUGGCCUACUCCACCUCAGGCCUCAGCAGCUCCCCUCUGGCCUCCAUGAGUUCCGGUCCGACCCACAUGCCCCUCUCCCCGGUGACCUCCUCCCUCACCUCCAGUUCCCUGACGCAGUUGGGUCCAGCCGGUCCUGGGUCUCUGAGCUCGCUGUCCCACUACCAGAACAUGGGCCAACCCAUGAGCCAGCUUGGGUAUCCGUCCACUGCCACCCUGAACCGAGCAGGACCGAAGGAGAUGCCGCCCAAGCCCUACCGCCGCUCCCUGACCCACGCCAAGCCGCCCUACUCCUACAUCUCGCUCAUCACCAUGGCGAUCCAGCAGAGCAACAGCAAGAUGCUGACCCUCAACGAGAUCUACCAGUGGAUCAUGGACCUGUUCCCGUACUACCGCGAGAACCAGCAGCGCUGGCAGAACUCCAUCCGGCACUCGCUGUCCUUCAACGACUGCUUCGUGAAGGUGGCCCGCUCACCUGACAAACCGGGCAAGGGUUCCUACUGGACUCUGCACCCGCAGUCGGGCAACAUGUUCGAGAACGGCUGCUACCUGCGGCGCCAGAAGCGCUUCAAGAUUGAGGACAAGAUGGCCAAGAAGGCGGCAAAGGAGGCCGCCGCCAAGGGGGGCCACAGCGCAGACCACAUGGAGGACCGCAGUCCGGGCGGCGGCUCGGAGGGCGCCGACUCGGCCCACUCUGACAACUCCCACCCCGGGUCCUCCGACGACCAGCCGCUCUCCCGGAACUCGCUGGUGUCGCUGGACUGCCCGCCACUGUCGUCCUCGCACCUCCACAGCCCGCCGGUGUCCCUGCCCUCCUCUUCCUCCACCCCAUCCCUCCCUCCAUCCUCCAUGUCCCUCUCCUCCACAUCCUCCCCCAUCAACCCGCUGCUCCACUCCCAGUCUUUAGGGGGCAGCACCCACCUCCUCCCCAGCUCCAUGCAGCACCUCGACCUCCAGAGCGACCUUAAGUCCCUGGACCCCCACUACAACUUCAACCACCCCUUCUCCAUCACCAACCUCAUGUCGAACGAGCAGAAGAUGGACCUCAAGUCCUACCAGGACCAGGUGAUGGCCUACAACGGCUACACCGGCGGCUCUCCGGUGGCGGCCAAGCAGAUCUACGACAGUCCGGGUCCGGCCAGCAUGGACUCUGGGGCCUACUACCAAACUCUGUACAGCCGCUCGGUGCUCAACGCCUCCUAGUGGGCCGAGGUGCUGACGGACCCCCUUCGUCUUCUGAAGCUUCAGCCGCCACCUUUGCUGGACUUGUGACUUUAAGAGGACUGAGGCGGGACGGCGGUGAGACCCGUCUGACCGCGAGUGGACGCAGAAGUCAGGAUCUGUGUCCGCACCACCGCUGAUGUACAAAGUGUAAAAUAGCGGCUGCGGAGGGGCCGCGCGGGGGGAGGGGGGUAUUUGCAUCUAUUUAUGAAAGGAAUAAAUUUUAAUAUAUCUUCUGUUUAUCAGUUACGACCCGAACACGAGGUUCUUUUGUGAAACGGAAGAGAAGGAGUUUCCGGUUACUGCAGUCGUGUUACAGCGUUUCUCAGCCUGCGUUUGUUGUUUUUGGUCGAUAUGAAGAAAAAGCCAUUUUGUCCUCGCAGCUAUGGAAGGAAACUGUGGUAGAAGCGCGUCGGAGGAAGCUGCUGUUACCUUCGACCUGAAGUGACCAACGCUUUGGGAGAAAAUGGCGGGUUACUGAGACAGUGGAGGGAGGAGAGACGGGAGGAUUUACAUACAGACCUUUGCACUCUGGAGCUCCUGGUGGGCUGAUAGUGUGUGUGAGUGAGUGAGUGAGUGUGUGCGAGCGAGUGUGUGCGAGUUACAACAAUGCUGAAGACCCCCUCCCUCUCUCCUGUCACGCUGUAUCACACCUCCAUCACUGUCAAAAUAAAGGCCCCCUCUUCAGCCUGAUCGCAGAUCAAUCGCCGAGUGAAGGAGCAGGUCACAUGACCCCCUGCGUAUUUUUCUAGCUUUCGGAAAGGAAAAAAAAAGUCUUAUUUAAGCUACGUGGCUUCGUUCCCGAGUGUGUCGAUAUAAUAUAUUCUUUUGUUGUUCUGCUGGUUUUAACUGUGAUUCGUUCCUUUUCCUCUUUCUUAUUAAAAAAGGCAAAAAUGGGGA